Messenger RNA from Macrobrachium nipponense, 930 nucleotides. Its product is annotated as arginine-glutamic acid dipeptide repeats protein-like. The record is from RefSeq and is a predicted model, not a curated record. Lineage: Eukaryota; Metazoa; Arthropoda; Malacostraca; Decapoda; Palaemonidae. The transcript has 5 exons. The coding region runs from base 1 to 930 and encodes 309 amino acids.
AUGGGGGCUGAAUUUAUAAGCUCGAAUUCUACCUACCAUCCCCCACCCCCACCCCACCCACCCCCCUACCCCACAUCCCACACUCCUUACCUUGCCCUCACCCAAACACCUCACACCUCAUCCAUGCACUAUAUACCUUACCCAAACUCACACAUUGCAUAUUACCCUUAUCCGACACCCCACACCACCCUCCACCACCGCACACCAUACCUCAAGCACCCACACCUUCCCACACCUCCACACCCCACACUCCCUCACCCGACCCACCCACACCAUCCCCAUACCACAUCGCUCCACAACCCCCACCCACGUCCACCCCCACCCCACCCCACCGCACAUAACAUCCCCAUCCCACAUCACUCCACACCCAACCCCAACCCCAACCCGACACCCGACCCCGGGAUUGCAACGUUACAAAGCAAAUCAGUGAGGCACUUUCAGCCAUUCAGAGCUCUAGACAGUGAAAAGACGGAGUUGGAGAGGUUGGACAGCGAGAUAGCAGGAAGGAAGUGGGGACGGAGAAAGUUCGGCAGUAUCUCGGUUUUGGAAGUCAAGGAAGAAGAAACAGGGAGAAUAAAACAAAGAUUCACAGAGAUCACGACAGACACAGUCAGGACACCAACUAAAGAAAAUGCCCAAACUGGAAAGCCCCAGGUCUUGAUGAAGUAUGGAUACUGGCUCAAAAACUUCAAGGCCCCUACACCCACGAAUAGCAGAACAACUCCAGCAUUGUAUAACCUGGCAGAUUACAAUAAACCACAGAGGAUAAUUGAACCACAAGACCCAGGUGUUAUCUACGAGUUUCGAUUCCAUUUACAGGUAUUAAAUUGCAAUAUACAGAGGAUUACAGCUACAGAGCCUCUGCCUCCUGUAAGUCCUGAACACAAAACACAAAGUGGCCCAGUUUUAGUCACCUUAGAGAACAAAUAG